This is a messenger RNA of Dunckerocampus dactyliophorus (ringed pipefish), 4106 nucleotides long. RefSeq names its product protocadherin 12 (gene pcdh12). Gene Ontology annotation, molecular function: calcium ion binding. Lineage: Eukaryota; Metazoa; Chordata; Actinopteri; Syngnathiformes; Syngnathidae. Gene Ontology annotation, cellular component: plasma membrane. The record is from RefSeq and is a predicted model, not a curated record. Gene Ontology annotation, biological process: homophilic cell-cell adhesion. The coding region runs from base 330 to 3773 and encodes 1147 amino acids. The transcript has 5 exons.
CUUCCUCAGUGGGAGCAAAAGUUUCCAGAGUGGAGGAGGAUGAAGUGCGAGGUGGGAUGGUGGCAGCUGCUGGAGUGACUAACAUGAGCGAGGAUGGAAAUGGGAAGGACGUCUUGUUCUGAUCGUCUCCUGAUCAGACUGGACUUGGCAGACUAAACAUUUAAAAACACUUAAGAGUUCUUUUUUGGUUCUUUUAGAUGGAAGAAAAGGAUCGGAUCUUUGUUGAGUCGCUUUAAUUCAUUCUCACGUGACCUGAAGCUCAUUUGUGGUCUUCUCCUUCUCUGGAAGAUUUUUGGACAUGUUUAUUCAGUAGGUGUUUGCUCAUCAUCAUGCUGCUGGUUCUGAUUGUGGUUCUGAAUCUGGGCUGGAGGGUCCGUAGCGCCGAGCCGUCGUCCAUCACUGUCCAGUACCGCAUGUGGGAGGAGCAACCUGUGGGAACUCGGGUCGGCCGUCUGGUGGACGACCUUUGGCAGAUGGACCAGACGGGUCCUCUGGAGGACUUCCAGGUCGUGGAACACGGUAGAGCUCUUCCCUUUUCUGUCAGCGCUCGAGACGGCAUCGUCUCCACCCAGGGACGUUUGGACAGGGAGGAGCUGUGUCGUGGUUCAGACUUGUGCGAGGUGGCCUUCAGUGUUCUUUACAGGAAAAGCGGUGCAAUGAACUGCUUGCGGGUUCACGUAGAGGUGAUGGACCUGAAUGACCACAGUCCUAGCUUCGCCAGUCCAGCACAGGAAGUGGAGAUCUCAGAGACGGCCAGCCUACGGAUAAGAAUCCCGCUGGAGUGUGCAGUUGAUCCUGAUGCGGGAGCCAACGGUCUUCAGACCUACUCACUUUCCGUCAACCAGCACUUUGCUCUGGAUGUGACAACUGCUCUGGGUGGGACCAGACAAGCAGAGCUGGUGGUGAUCAAAGAACUGGACAGGGAAGUGCAGGCAUCUUUCGAUCUCACCCUGGUGGCGUGGGACAAAGGGAACCCUCCGAGGUCUGGGAGUACAUUAGUCCGUGUUAAUAUUCUGGACUCAAAUGAUAAUAGUCCUACGUUUGAGGACAGUACCCCCACCGUGGAGAUACCUGAGGACACAGCCCGAGGGACAACCAUCAUCCACCUGAAAGCCACUGACCCAGACCAGGGUGCCAACGGGGAGGUGGAGUACUCGCUAAGCAAGCACACACACCCAAAUGUUCAGCGGCUGUUCUACGUGGAUCCGCAGAGCGGUGCUGUGAGUGUAAGAGCUCCUCUCGAUUAUGAAGCCCAGCCCUCCCAUGAAGUCAUCAUACAAGCCCGUGAUCGUGGACCCAACUCUAUUCCGUCUCACUGCAAGCUGCACGUCAAGCUAACGGACAUUAACGAUAACGCCCCGAGGAUACACGUGACCUGGACUCAUCCCAACUCAGAUGCUGCAACGGUGCUGGAAGGCGCGCCGGUAAACACCUUCCUUGCCCUGGUGAUGGUUUCUGAUGCCGAUUCGGGAGAAAAUGGGAAAGUGACAGCAGCGAUGCAGCCAGGCUCCGGCCCGUUUCGCCUUGAAAAGGUGCAUGGUGAAAAUUACAUGAUUGUAAGUGCUGGCUUCCUGGAUCGAGAGAAGGUGAUGGAUUAUAACGUCACACUCCUGGCCCGGGAUUUUGGAGAUCCACCACUGUCCUGUGUCAAACACCUGCCUGUUCAUGUCCUGGAUGAGAACGACAAUGCGCCAGUCUUCUCAUCCUCCGUCUUUAAAGCUUCCUUCAAGGAGAACAACAUGGUGGGUUAUCGUGCACUCAAAGUGGAAGCGCAGGACGCUGACCUGGAGCUGAGUGGCAGAGUGUUGUACUACAUUCACAACUCCACUCAGUCCUUCUCCAUCCACCCCACAAGCGGCGUAGUCAACGUCCUUCACUCUCUGGAUUACGAGGAGUCACACUCACACUCGUUCCUGGUGGAGGCCGUGGAUCAGGGCCAUCCGCCUCUUCGGACCGUGGCCACAGUGCAAAUUGACAUCCAGGAUGUGAACGACAACUAUCCGGUCAUCAAGGAGCCGAGACCCAAACAGGGUGUGGCUUCUUUAAGCGUUCCUGUCAACGCAGACCGGGGAGAGAUUGUCGCGGAGCUAGGAAGGGAUGCUGAGGAGGGAUCAGGUGCUUUUCCCAUGGAACACUCAGUCCGAGAUGGAUUUGACGGAUUUCUUGCGUCCACCAUAAAGGCUGAAGAUUCUGACUCGGGACUGAAUGGACAACUCCAGUACUUCAUCACUGAUGCAAACCCGCAUGGACUCUUCUGGUUGGACCAGGCCACGGGCCAACUGUUUGUUAACACCACCAACGCAACCGAGCUCAUCGGGAAAACCGUCAAAGUAGACAUAUCUGUGUCUGACAUGGGCACCCCCAGCUUGGCCACCAAGGCUACACUGGAGGUGACCUUCACUAACCUCAAAGACCAUUUGAAGAACUCAUCUCCGGGCGACCGUGGGCGGCUCAACUCCACCAUGAUGAUGGCCAUCUGCUUGGGGGCGACGUGCCUGUUGCUGCUGCUAGCUGUCACUGUGGUCACAACGGUGUGUCGGCCCGACAAACGGGAAAACCGGGCCUACAACUGCAGGCAGGCUGAGUCGAUGUAUAUGCGGCACCCUCGACGCCCGCAGAAGAACAUCAGGAAGUCGGACAUUCAACUUAUUCCUGUGAUCAGGGAACGAAAAGAGGAUCCUCCUCUGGAUGAGAGUGAGACGAUGCCACUGGCUGCGGCGACGACACAGGACCAACAACCUGAGAAACACUUUGAUUUUACGCCAUUAAUGAUGAAUUCAAGCUUCCAUUCCCAAAGUCACCCUGAGGGGGACGCCCCUCAUGGCAGAACACUGCGGAAACCUGGAAACAUCGAACUGGACGCCUCUUUACCUCUGACGCCAGCGUCAUCGUAUCGGACGCUUCGGAAGGCCAGAAACCCGUCAUCGUCCUCUUCAGUGUCCCAUUCGAGCACCUUGAAGCGGGAGAAGGCUGAGACGGCAAACUCGACACCUCAGGCAACUCUCCGGAGGCCGAAGACUUCAGAGGGUCGAGGACCAUACGACGCAGAACGUCGACGGAUGCUGCGGAACCUGGUGCGGCUGUCCAUGGCGGCGUUUGCUGACUCCAUCGAGCUCUCGUCAGCCUCCCCGGAAGUGCAGCAGAUCUCCCAGCUCCUCUCCCUCCUCCGCCAAGGUCAGCUGCAGCCUCGACCAAACUUCCGGGGGAACAAAUACUCUCACCGUGCUGCUGGCAGGUAUACGGGUCAGGACAGCUCGGAUUGGCAGAGCACCAAAGACAGCGGACACGGCGAGAGCGAAGCCGGGGACGUGGACUGGGACGCGGGGAGAGACUCACCCAUCGACCAUCAACUUGAGGAGGGGCUUGACAACCUGCUCAACAACGCUGAAGACGUCUUCUCGGAGGUCAGCGACCCGGCGUGGAUGGCCCGACUCUCCCUGACGCUGUCUGGAGAUUACCAUGACAACGUCUUUGUCCCCGACGCACCGCCGUCCUCUGACGGCGAGCUCCUCCCUCGAGACGGCUUGGACUCGUCCUCUUCCUUCUCCACCUUUGGUAAAAGUCCAGAGAAGGACGGCCCGCUGGGCGGGGCCUUACUGUCUGAGGUCAGCACGCUCUUCGAGAUGCUGAUGACGCAGAAGGCCGACACCCACCCCGGCCCCCGAGCAGAAGUCCUCUACCGGCUGUCCUCGGCGUGUCGACGCUCGCUGGACUCGGACGCCGCUGUGAGCGGCCCGAUCCGAGGCCUGGCCCCGCCCCCUGCACGCUUUUAACACUGGAAACAAAACAAAGAUUGAGUGAGGACAUUUAAGUGAUUAACAAUCGUACUCUUUCAUUUAAACGCCAACGCAGACUUUUCUUUGCCGAACACGACAAAAUGAAAGUACGUUUCCCAACACGACCAUCGUCAGCGUCGCCAAAGCGAAUAGUGGUUCACGUAGCCCGGAGCUGCGCAGUGAUGGCGGAAACCACGAGUGAUUUGCUGUAAAGUAUACGUUUUCAGGAGCAGUGGAAAGAAUGAAUGAAGCGGAAGCAGGAAGUCGUUAGAAGGAGAAUAUAAAGGCCGUGUGGCAGCUAAUGACCACAGGAUGACUUUGAUGUCUUAA